GAGCCAAUCAAAACGUACCAUCUGUAAAUAUGGCGGCGGACUUCAGGUGGAGAUGUGCGGCUCUUCUGCUCUGCGCCGCUUUGGUUUGUAUUUUAGCGACAAACGGCGACGAAAAGCCCCAAAAGAAGAAGAAAGACAUCCGCGACUACAAUGACGCAGAUAUGGCGCGACUCCUGGAACAGUGGGAGGAGGAUGAUGACAUUGAAGAAGGUGACCUCCCAGAGCACAAGAGGUCUCCUCCCCCCAUUGAUUUAUCUAAGAUGGAUGCCUCCAAACCUGAGGACCUGCUCAAAAUGUCCAAGAAGGGUCGGACGCUGAUGGUGUUUGCGACGGUGUCGGGAAGUCCCACUGAGAAAGAGACCGAGGAGCUCACAGGCCUGUGGCAGGGAAGUCUCUUCAACGCCAACUAUGAUAUUCAGAGGUUCGUGGUGGGCUCCAACAGAGUGAUCUUCAUGCUGCGGGACGGCAGCAUGGCCUGGGAGGUCAAAGACUUCCUGGUGUCUCAGGAGCGCUGCUUGGACGUCACAGUGGAGGGACAGGUUUUCCCCGGAAAGGCUGCCAAGAAGGACGACGCCAAACACGACCAGCAAAACGAAACCAACGCCCAGAAGAAGAGCAGCAAGAAGAAGAAGAAGAAGGCGGAGAGCCAGAAGCCGGACGUCGAGGGCAACAGAGCCAGUCAUCUGAAAAACGAGCUGUGAUGGAGUAAAGCCGGUGAGAGGAGCCAUGGGUCACUUUUUCUUUUCUUUUUUUUAAUCUUCUGGCCUUAGAUCGAGGUGUUUGAGGAGCUGCACGACCAAGAGACCAUGCUUUGGUUCAGAGUUGGCAGUUUGAGUAAACUCCCUCAUCCCGUUCAGUACAUUAACCAGGAUCGCUGAGCUGAACUGUCUGCCCUCACUGGAUCACAUUGGUGUGACAAGUUCAUUCUUUAAAGGGACUGUCCCAAGUUUCUUUGAAGUGAGGUUGCAUGAGGUACUGACGUAAAAUAAGUGACGACUGUGUCGUGCACGCCCCUGCACCGAGAACCAACGUGAGACGUGGAGGAUUGCUCAGUGUGACUGACUUACUUCAGUGUGAAAUCCUUUUUAUCCACAUUUACCUCAGUGAUACAAACUCGACAAAUGAUGCUGCAGUAGAGCAGCAGCGUCCGUCUGUCUACAAGCUAAAAAUGACACGAAUUGGAAGUUUCCUGUUGUUAACAGCUGUCUAAUGACAAGAUAAAGAUAUAAAUAGACUGAUGACAUAAGUUGACAUUACGUGAGCCUCGGGGUGGUACUCGGUGCUUGGUCAGUACCUCAUAAAACCACACGACAAAAAAAACUGUAUCCCUUAAAAUCAUAUUCACUUUGUUACACACAUUGAGAUUCACCUGUAACGGCUGUGCUGACUGGUUUGAUCAUUCUUCUGUUGCAUAAUCAAAUGAAAACUGAUGCACACACUAUUGUGUAAGGUACGUGUUAUUAAUUUUUACCUGGAGCCAAGUCACAACAGGAAGUGGUUUUUCCUGGGACUGACAUGGAGUUACCAUUGAUCAGAUGGUCCAGGUCCUGGUCCUGAUCGAGGUCCAGGUCCAGGUCAGUGUUAGACAUCGUUCACGUCCAGCAGCACUUUUGAGAUUUGACACAAAAGUUAUCACCUGCAUUUUCUGUUUGAUUUUUUUCACUGAAUACAAAAUAAAACUUGUUUUUUUUUUCAUAAUUGUAUGAGCUGUUGUUGUUGGAAGCUGGAUUUUUGGGUUUUUGGCCCAUAUAUUUAGCCAAUUCAUUGUUUUUCCUCCAUCUAAUGGAAUGUAACAGUUUAACGAUAACAAAUAAUGCAAAAAACGAACAACACUAAUGUUGUGUCUCUCUAGCCAUCUUCUUAUGUCUGCAGUGCAGUAAACUGAAUUUUAAAUACA
This is a messenger RNA of Solea senegalensis (Senegalese sole), 1897 nucleotides long. RefSeq names its product mesoderm development LRP chaperone (gene mesd). NCBI's taxonomy places the organism in Eukaryota, Metazoa, Chordata, Actinopteri, Pleuronectiformes, Soleidae. Bases 30 to 701 code for a protein of 223 amino acids. The transcript is spliced from 3 exons. Gene Ontology annotation, biological process: protein folding. The record is from RefSeq and is a predicted model, not a curated record.